This is a messenger RNA of Penicillium subrubescens, 930 nucleotides long. RefSeq names its product HNH endonuclease. The transcript is spliced from 2 exons. Bases 80 to 850 code for a protein of 256 amino acids. The record is from RefSeq and is a predicted model, not a curated record. NCBI's taxonomy places the organism in Eukaryota, Fungi, Ascomycota, Eurotiomycetes, Eurotiales, Aspergillaceae.
CCAUCACUUCCGCAUUCACCAAGGCCAACGAGCUACCCCAUGAGCUCUAGGCCGAAGGUCAUGACUACAAUACUAUCCAAUGACCUCCGAUGACAACUAUAGCGUCUUCCGAGAAUGUCUCUCGAGCGCGAUUGUCGCCCGAUCCGAGAAACCGAAGACCGGCAAACGGCGACCAAAGGCCAAGCGCAAUGGUCGCAAAGAAGCGACCUUCGAGGUCGACUCUGGGCUACCUGAGCGAGUUGAUCCAGAGGAACUAGCUGAAUUUGUUGAUUUCAUCGCUACAGAAACCUUCACCUCCUUCCCAGAGUCCCUCCAAACACUCUCAUACGCAGCAAUCCAGCACGACGAGCACUUAGCAUCGCUCUAUGUCCCCGCAGACGCAGACAUACCCCUCGAUCGCACCACCCUCGACACCCUCUGCUCCCCCAUCCCAGUAACAGUGCCCGACACCCUCUCCGUCUACGGUCUAAUCCCAGACGCGAACGAACUCCCCGAAUUCCUGUCCCCAGUUCUCAGCGAGUAUACUACAAGUGUGACCAGCGCGCCGCCGGUUUGGAGCACCACGCGCACAGAGGCAUGCGAGAUUUGCGAGCGCGAUUGGAUCCCGCUGUCGUAUCAUCAUCUUAUUCCUCGGGGUGUGCAUGCGAAGGUGCUGAAGAGGGGGUGGCAUGAUGAGUGGACGCUGAAUAGUGUUGCGUGGUUGUGUCGGGCUUGCCAUAGCUUUGUGCAUCGGAUGGCGACUAAUGAGGAGUUGGCGAGGGAGUAUUUUACGGUCGAUUUGAUUAUGGAGAGGGGGGAUGUACAGGAUUGGGCGAAGUGGGUUGGUAGAGUAAGGUGGAAGGCGAAGUAGGGACUCCGGGAGAGCAUCUAAAUAUGUGGGUGUUGGUGCAUCACAUCGUGUAAGGAAAUUUGCUAUACGAAGUUCAUGAU